Symbiodinium pilosum is the source of this 2739-nucleotide messenger RNA. NCBI's taxonomy places the organism in Eukaryota, Dinophyceae, Suessiales, Symbiodiniaceae. The record is from the annotation of a GenBank genome assembly.
AUGCCUGCUUUUCAUUUAUCUCCUUUGGUGAGCCACCGAGACUGGGUCAGCUCGGCCGAACAGCGCCUGUUUGCGCUCCUAAAGACCGGCCAGCCUUCACCAGUCUCAUUCUCGUCGCCAAUGUGCGCGUCACGGAGACAGGAAGUGAAAGUCAAAGCCAAGCCAAUGGCCUCAUCAAAAAUCACUGUCGCAAUCGUGGCUCCAGGUGCCGGUACGGGCAUCAACGGGGCAGUCUAUUCUGAGCUAGCACGCAGCCCGUCUUUUAAGGUGGAUGUCAUCGGGCGGUCGAGGGCACCCUAUGAUAUUUAUCCGCCAUGCUGGCCUCAGGGCGCGCCCGCGCCCAACCUGCAGAGCUUUGCAGAGGAGGUGCUGGAGACCGGAGCACACCGGGAUGCCCAGGCUCUUGUCUUUGGCUCACGUGGUGGGCAAGUGGUUCUUCCACAUAUGUGGCAGGCGGAGGCACAGGGCCUGGUUCCUCCUGUGCCCCCAGCUGUGGUCAUCAACGGUGGAUGCGCCAUGAACUUGCCAACUCCCGUGUUCUGGCCAGACUCAGCUGUGACCUUCCUCCUCAUUGGAGGGAACGACAACUUCAGGGGAAGCCUCACGAUGGAGGAAUAUGUCGCGGAGACGAGGAGCUAUGUCCCGCCUGGCAAUCAGACAACUGCCAUCUUGUCUGUGAACGAGAUGACGCACAUGCCCCAGCAAUCCCUGUUUCGUGGAGUUCUGCGUCUGAUGCUGAAGGCGCUGAUCUGCUGGAAGGCAGAUGGGAAGGUGCCCUUAGAGCGCCUUCGCCAGAUCUUGGCCUUCCUUAGACAGGACGGAUGGAGCGGAAAGCUGCUGUACACAACAGCUCCUAGUGAGUGGGAGGACAUUCCAUUUAGCCCCCGUGACAGAGAGAAGUACCAGGCCCAGGUCCCAAGACACAUCCGGGAGGACCUGGCAGCCGUGGACGAGGCCAAGGCGCUUUGGAGGGCCACAGCGCCCAUCAAAGGACAUCGCUUGGCUCAGGUGGUGAAGGUCGUGACUGGGGUUCCAGAAGACGUGAAGUACCGGAUCCUGACCUGCUGUAAAGACCGGUGCCGCCAGGAUUUUCUGGAGCCUGAAGAGCAGGAGUUGAAGGGCGCAUCUGCUGGCGAAGUUGGCGUUGUCAUCGCGCGCACCGCACCAUGGUGCGGCGCCAUGCCCGAGAAGGGGGUCAUUGGCCGAGACAUCCAAACAGCGUUCCACAAAGUGUUUUUAUGCACUAGCCAAGUGAUGGCAAUGGACCUGGUGGAUUGCGUGGACUCCGAAGCUGUCCAUUGCAAUUGCAGUGGAUGCGCCGGUACAUCUCGCUUUACGAGCGGCCGACGCAGAAUGGUCAUGGCCAUUUGCCGUCCGCUUUGCAUGGUUGAUACGGACUUUGAUGUGGUCUUCGACACUGGGUCUGGAAACAUUGUACUGCCCACUUUGAAAUGUGCUGAUGAGGCAUGCGAGGACCACCACCGUUUUUCAAGUGGCGCUUCUCGCACAGCGAUCCAAUUGGCUUUGGAAGAUGGCACACCGCUUCGACCUGGCGAUGAGCGCGACACAACAACCAUCACGUAUGGUACUGGGAAACUGACUGGCGAGUAUAUUCGGGACGUGCUCUGCUUGCGAAGAGGCCGCGGAGCGAUCGUAGCUGAGAGCUCCCUCUGCCUGAAAGUCGACUUCCUGGGUGUGACGCAGGAGUCUCGAUUCCCUUUCACGGAACUUCCAUUUGACGGCAUCUUUGGCCUGGGCUUGGGUGGAUUAUCAGCUGGGCCUUCUUUCAACUUUGUGAACGGCCUCGUGGCGUCCAAUCAGACAGUCAAGAAUCCGACCUUUGCCUUUUUUCUGCGAAACCUGGACGCUGAUGAGGACAGCGAAAUCACGUUUGGAGGGUAUCGCAGAGACCGCUUAAAGGAAGAAGUGACAUGGCUCCCUGUUCCCAAAGAAGAAGCCGAUGAAAAAGGGUAUUGGCUCGUGACGAUGCGUGACAUUUAUGUGGGAGACAAAGCUCUGGGUCUUUGUGGUGCUGGCGGUCUCGGGUGCCAGGUCGCCAUGGAUACAGGGACAGCAUUGAUGAUGGGUCCUCGACGAGCAGUCGGCAAGCUCCUCAACGCCUUGGGAGACUGCAAGCAGCCGAUACCAUCAAUCCGCUUUGAACUACAAACUUCGGAUGGAGGCAGCUUCAACGUGAUUCUGGAGUCGAAGGAUUUUGCAGAGGUCAAAGGUCCUGAUUGCGUCUACGCCUUUCAGCCCGUAGAUCUUCCACCAAACCUCGGGCCAAUGUGGGUUUUCGGACAGACAGCGCUCAGGAAAUACUACACCAUCUACGAUGCAAGAAGAUGGCAAGUUGGCAUCGGCCUUGCGCAGCAUACUGCGCUGAAGCGUGUGGGAGCGCUGGUGCAGGAUGGCGGCUCCCCGCAGAAAAAAGCCGAGCCAGAGGUUUGCGAAGAUGACAAUAAAAACAUGGUGUGGAACCAUUUGCCUGGCUGCAAUGCUUUCGCUUCCAUGGGCUACUGCCACCGCUUUUCCCCGCUAGCCAGGAAGUAUUGCCGGCUCUCCUGCGAAUUGUGUACUGCUGGCGCUUCAGCUGGCAGCACGAGUGAUUUGAUCGAGGAAAAGAAUAUCCAGGAGAGCUCUCCAGCUCCAGUGCAGGUUGCGGGCUCUGGAAUGAGCAUUUCUGGUGCUCGGCGAGGAGUCGUCAAGCUACGAACUCUCAGUACUGAAGAAGCUUGA